Protopolystoma xenopodis is the source of this 945-nucleotide messenger RNA. Lineage: Eukaryota; Metazoa; Platyhelminthes; Monogenea; Polystomatidea; Polystomatidae. The record is from the annotation of a GenBank genome assembly.
AUGAUUUUCAACGCCCAUCUACUUGUCCAACUCGCAUCAUUCACUAUUGUCUCCUUUCGCCUAAAGUCUCGAAUUCACCCAAAGACACCAUCAGAUAAUCCAGUUCCGUUAGGCAACAUGGACAUUCGUCUAUUCCCCACCUUGGCAGUUCAUCUCAGUUGUCCGUUAGCCUUCAACAGACGGCUUUUCCUCCGAACAGCUAGUUCAACCAACCUCUACGUCAGCUGGAAAAUGGCGCACUCUACUCACUACCUCGUCUCUGGGUCGCCUCUUCUCUGCCUCUCCACUCCCACACUCGUUGCACGAACUCUUGCUGUCGCUGGCCGCGCACACCGACACCAAAGGGCACAGACAUCGCAGCACCUUCCCUGCCAGUCUAGUGCUCAUCUCGUCCCGACAGGAGAGCCGCAUUGGCAGUCGAGUGGAUGCCGAGGCCAGGACAAGAGACGACGCAAUGUCCCCUCCUCGUCUGGCCGGGUGGUGCCAUUUGCAGACGAUUGGUGCUGGAAAUUGAGGCCUGAUACGUGUUGCGUUGUGGAGGCUGUACUCUCUGCUGUCGGUGUGCGGCCGUGUGUAUGUACUUGUGUGUCUGUGCGUCGACGAUGCUGUGUGCACGGGUGUACUAGACACUUUCAGACUGGGGUUUUUUUUCCUAAAAUGCCAGACAUGACGGAUGCACGGUUGAAGCCAAGUUGCCCAAACUCACUGAGGACUGCCCAUUGUGAGAGCUCCCUCUGGUUGGGCUGUCUCUUUCGCGUCGUCUGCAACCGGAUGUAUACCUACCGAUUGACCUGUCCAGCUAUCACAUGUCUACCUGGCCAGCGUGGCUACCGAUACCUGCUGGUGGUGGUGGUGGUGGUGGUGGUGGUGGUGUGGCUCCUCAAUCAGCUUCUUCUUGUUGUGUUUAUGUGUGCGUCUCUCAGGCUUGCGAAUCUGCAGACCUGA